Molecule: messenger RNA, 743 nt
Organism: Cuscuta epithymum
Lineage: Eukaryota; Viridiplantae; Streptophyta; Magnoliopsida; Solanales; Convolvulaceae
Source: the annotation of a GenBank genome assembly
CCAGAAAACCUUAUCUGGUCAUCCCCUCCAUCCUACACCAAACAUAUCUCACCAAACCCUCAGCACAAUUUCACAGUCCCACCCACAAAACAAUGACAACACUCCACUCAGCAACCACACCCUACUUCACCUGCACACCCCCAAGAAGGCAGGUCAGCCUCCCUGCAAUCCAGCUGAACAACCUGUGGCUCCGGCCGGGCAGAAACUUAUCCUGCAUCGCCAAGGCUUACAAAGUGGUAGUUGAACAUGGGGGGAAAACAAGUGAGCUAGAGAUUGAACCGUAUGAGAGUAUUCUAUCAAAGGCAUUGGACUCUGGCUUGUCAGUGCCACAUGACUGCAAACUGGGGGUGUGUAUGACUUGCCCGGCUCGGCUCCUCAGUGGAACAGUGGAUCAGAGUGAAGGAAUGCUUAGUGACGAUGUUGUGGAGAGUGGGUAUGCUUUGCUCUGUGCAUCUUAUCCCAGAUCGGAUUGCCGUAUUAGAAUCAUACCUGAAGAAGAGCUCUUGUCUCUGCAGCUUGCAACUGCCAAUCACUAAAACCCCUUUCUUUCUUUCUUUCUUUUGUAACAUACUUGUGGAUUAAUUUGAUUAUUAUAUAACAACUACAUUUGUUAUGAUUAAGGUUUGGAUGCAUACAUGAUACAUGUGCAGUUUUACUGCUUAUAUUGUUAUGAUUGGCAAAUUCUUGUACGGCUCAGGGUGAGGCUGUUUACUUCUCAGUUAUUGGAGGACAGUAACUUAAUC